UAUUAUCUUUCUUCAACAUGUUCCUUGUAAUCGAUCUUCCUUUGCUGCUUCCAAAUUCCACCCCCUCAAAUCAACAAAUACAGUCCAAACGCUCGCUCACCGUCUGCUUGUCAUAAUGCCCAGAAGGACAAGAAACUCAAAUAAACUCUCCUCCUCCUCUUCCUCAGCCACCACCCUGAAACCACCCCAUAAUUCCAGUGCCCGCAAGCCAGACUUUCACAACAAUGGCCUUUCCCCGCAAAAACAUAAUCCCGCUGAAAAAAGAUCCCUAGUUUGCGGCAUUCCCCGUUCCGGGUCCACUAAAUUUCCAAUCUCUCGUUACGAUAGGGUCCGUGAGGUUUCGACUCCUAGGAGAUCCUUAAGGCUUUCUUUGUUGCAGGGCCCAAAUGCAAAUCAACUUGUCAGCAACAAGAUUAGCGAUUGCAAGUCCGAUGAUAGGAGGGUUUUGUCUUCGAAUGAAGUAAAAGGUGAAGUGGAAAUGAAAAAGGUUUCGACUCGUAGGAGAUCUUUAAGGCUUUCUUUGUUGCAGGGCACAAAUGCAAAUCAACUUGUCAGCAACAAGACUAGUGAUUGCAAGUCUGAUGAUACGAGGGUUUGGUCUUCGAAUGAAGUAAAAGGUGAAGUGGAAAUGAAAACCAGUAACAGGAGUUGUGUUAUUACUUUUGGAUUUAAAGCAGCCAAAGCAAGAGUGAGUGCCAUUGAUGUCUGUGAAACAAAUGAACAAGAAAUUAAUAAUAACAACAGGAAGAGAAAGAGAACAGACGAAGCUAAUAUAAGGGCUGUUCACGAGUGGACAAAGGAGCAAGAAAUGGUUUUGCAAAGAGCUUAUUUUACCACCAAGCCUACCCCUCAUUUCUGGAAGAAGGUUUCUAAGCUGGUUCCUGGAAAGUCUGCACAGGAUUGUUUUGAGAAAGUAAACUCUGAUCAUAUGACUCCACCUCAAGCUUUGCGGCGAUCAAGGGCUAAGAGAAUAAACUCAUCACCUCUUGAAAGCUCUUCGCUCUCUGCUAGCAAGAUACUUCAUCCGUCUGGCCCAAAGAGUAAACGAUUGAGAUGUGAGCAGAAGGAUCAACUCGCACAUAAAAAUGUUAGAGAGUUAUUGCAAAAUCAGAAUCGAAUGGACCGAGAUUAUGAAGCAGACUUUUUCUCCAUUUUUGAACCUGACAUGAAUCCAUCUACUCAAGAUUCUCAGCUGGCUGUUAAAAUUUCCACCCCCGAGCACUCAAAAGUAAAACAGGGUUUUCUUCACAAGUUCCAUGAGAAAUCUUCUUCUGGCCAUAAAAAGCCCCUUUCAAGAUUGAGUUCAUGUGGGAUAAAUAUUGUUAGUCCCCCAGUACUGAAGCAGGUGAAAAACAGGGCUUUACAUGAAAAAUAUAUUGACCAAUUACACUGCAGGGAAGCUAAGAGAAAGGCAGCAUAUGCACGGGCAGGAAAAUCAGCGGGAAAAAAGAACAGGGGGGAGAUCAAUGUUCAGAAAAUAGAUGUGGUUAGAGCUGCAAAAAAUUCCCUGGUUUCUGAUGUACAAGAUGCUCUUAAUCACAUCCAUGAUCUACAAGCUAAUGCCAGCAGCUCUUCUGAUUUUGAUGAUGAUGGUGUUGGCAGUGAUGAUGAUGGAGGUGAAAGUGGACUAUGAGGUAAUUGUUUUACUUUGUUGGUCUUUGUGUUUGAUGGUGAAGAUGGAAAAAUCCCACCAAAACGAAACACACUAACUCCGAUGAAUUAUGACUUCCGUAUUCAACAGUUUAGCAAUGCUAGUUGGAGCUGCCUUGUAAAAGUGUACUAAUUCUUUGGUCCUGUACAGUAGAAUAAUCUUAGGUUACUCUUGUAGAUUUCUUUUUUUUUUUCCUUCUUUUUUAUUUCGAAGAAAUUGUCAGUCAUGCUUCCAGAUGCUCAUUCUUUUCUAAUGUAGAAGUAUGCCAUUAAUUCUA
Populus nigra (black poplar) is the source of this 1928-nucleotide messenger RNA. RefSeq lists its product as uncharacterized. Lineage: Eukaryota; Viridiplantae; Streptophyta; Magnoliopsida; Malpighiales; Salicaceae. The record is from RefSeq and is a predicted model, not a curated record. Bases 116 to 1633 code for a protein of 505 amino acids. The transcript has 2 exons.